Trichomycterus rosablanca is the source of this 9428-nucleotide messenger RNA. RefSeq names its product MAX dimerization protein MGA a (gene mgaa). NCBI's taxonomy places the organism in Eukaryota, Metazoa, Chordata, Actinopteri, Siluriformes, Trichomycteridae. The record is from RefSeq and is a predicted model, not a curated record. The transcript is spliced from 26 exons. Gene Ontology annotation, biological process: positive regulation of DNA-templated transcription; regulation of transcription by RNA polymerase II; cell fate specification. Gene Ontology annotation, cellular component: nucleus. Bases 182 to 8962 code for a protein of 2926 amino acids. Gene Ontology annotation, molecular function: DNA-binding transcription factor activity, RNA polymerase II-specific; RNA polymerase II cis-regulatory region sequence-specific DNA binding; protein dimerization activity.
UUCACCCGCCAUUCCACACAGUUGGUCGUGCACGCGCCGCGCGAUCCUCCGUCGGCCUUGUAAAGAGAUACAUGCAACGCUGGCGAAAAUAACUCGACGUUCCUCACUUAAAGAAACUGGAUAAAUCAGAUAUAUCCAGAUGUAGGGGAGUUAGAAGCUCUCCAGAUGACUCCUCAAUCCCAUGGCCAUUACACAUAAGCAGGCCAUGAUGGUGCUUCAUCCAGAGGGUACAACCAAAUCUACUUUAGCACCCCAAACUUCGGCUUGCUCAUUGUUUGUUGUCCUUCAGCAGUUAAAUCCUGUUGGUGGAAGUCAGGACAUCCACACACUAUUGGUUAAAAAGGAAUCCAGCCCUGUGGGAAAAUCCACUACUGGCUCAAGUUCAACAAUCUUUAAUAAAAUGUCAUUUAAUAAAAUGCCUUUGGCAUCAGUGGCUGCUACAGACACCAGUAGUCAAGAAAGUAACUUCCCAGCUGAGGCUACUUGCAAUGACAUCACUGUUACUUUAGACAACAAUAAUAUGUGGAAUGAGUUUUUUAGAUGCCAGACUGAGAUGAUUCUGACUAAACAAGGCCGUCGAAUGUUUCCAUAUUGCCGUUUCCGUGUAUCUGGGUUGGAACCUUUCCAGAGAUAUAUGUUAGUAAUGGACAUGCACCCAGUGGACAAUUACCGAUACAAAUGGAGUGACAGACAAUGGGAGACCAAUGGGAAAGCUGAACCGCAUAGUCCAAGCUCUUUUGUACAUCCUGACUCCCCAGCUACUGGCUUCGACUGGAUGCAAAAUCCUGUUUCCUUUUACAAACUAAAGCUUACCAACAACCACUCGGACAAAGAGGGGAACAUUUCAAUAAAUUCUAUGCAUAGGUACCUUCCCCGGCUUCACAUAAUACCAGCAGAUAAAGUUGUGGAUUUAGUGCAGCUGAACGAACCUGAUGUUACAACAUUUAACUUUCCACAAACAGAAUUUUUUGCUGUCACAGCCUACCAGAAUUUAUCUAUUACCCAGCUAAAAAUUGACUACAACCCUUUUGCCAAGGGUUUCAGAGAGGAUGCUAACAACAGCCGAUCCGGCAAGCCUAAAAAUGGACCUUCCACUGAAAAAUUGGAGAGUGAGGCCAGAUCCAGCCAGAAUACUACAUUAAAUAAUCUUAAAUCAUUGUUUGCCAAGAGGAAUGCAGUUGACAAGGUUCCUGCUAAUGGGGACCUUAAAACUGUUCAUGGUAAUAGUCUCAUGGACUCUGAGCCUGAGAGAAAUUCUAGCAAUAGGAAACGUCCAUGGCCAGAAGGGCUGUCUGAAUUAAUUAAGAAUGCUCAUGUUAAGGUACAAAGGAUAUCCUCUGAGAAGGUUCCUGAUGUCAAUGACCAGCAAAAUAAUACUUGUCUGGAGACAGGAACCGUGGACUGUAAAUCUGAAAACCUUUCAGAUGAUGCUUUUGCCAGUAGUCCUGACACAAAUGUAAUCAACAGGACUAUUACUAAUGUUACAAAUCACAGUAUAACAGAGAAACCAGUGGCAAUGUUUGAAUCUACAGACUCAUCCAUGAUAAAUACAACCAAUAAGCAGUGCAACUAUUCAGAACAAACUUCCAGCACACCUAUAAAUGAAAUUGUGGCCACAACGUUGAAUGAAACAUCAGUUCCAGCUGAAAAUGAUAAUAGUAAGGAAACUUCACAAUCUGCUGGAAAACCUCUGGACUGUGGAGAUAAAGUGAAGAAGAAGCGGGCUGAACCAGUACCACUGCCUCUCCUUGCAUUAUUUCUACAACAGCUGAAGUCAAAAACGAGGCCUAGUAGAUCAGUGUCAAAAUCUGAAACCUGUAGUUCAUCAUCACACACUAAUGAAUCCUGUAACACUACUUCAGACUCUGACCCUACAAUUGCCUUACCCAUCAUACCUAAUGCCUUAGCGGAUACUGCACAGAGCUCUGCUUCUGAAGCUGUUUGUGCUACCACACCUGAUGCUUCUCUUAAUGAACCUGAACACAGUAAUGUUCCCACCUAUGAAUCCACUCAUGAACCCGACAUGAACUCCAGUACAGUUGUUUUUCCUGAACGUGCUCCAGAGACUAUUGCACAGCCUCUAUCAUCAGAUGUCACCAUGUCCUCCUCAUUACAUGACCCAUUGUCUCCAGAUGAGAGUCCACCAAGCUCAGCUCCCUCAUCUCCUGAUCCUUUUCCACCAAGCAUGUUCUCUGAUAGACCAAUUCCUCGUAGAAAGGUACUAAACCCAUUUCCAUCUUAUUUGUCUUCGACUAGACCAAGCCCACUUAUUGUGUUGCCAGACCCAUUACCAGGAAGUUUUCUAAAUAGAUCUAGAGACUCCGAGGAAUGUAUUCCAGCAGUUUAUAGUGUCAGAUGUGAAGAGACAUCUCCUGUAAUUCCUCCUGAUACUUCAAAGAAACUCAAACAGUCCUUGCAUACUACUACAAACAUAAAACCAAAAGUGACUGAAGACACAGCAGCUGUCCCAGCAAUGGAUCUUUCUAAAGACACAGUUCCAUCAAUUGUUAGUGUUAGUAUGGAGGCAGUCACUCAUGUCGUAUCCCCUGACACUUGUAUCCCAAUGGAAAUCAAAAAGUCAAUCCAGGACAUUACAAGCCCACAACUUCAGGCAAAGCAUGUAGAAGAUGAAAAAUCCAAAUUGGGUGAAGACACAGAAGUAACUGAAGACACUUUACCUUUUACAACUAAAGAGCCUUCUGGAGACACAACUGCGUCUGUUAAUGGUAUGAAAGUGAUCUGUCCUGUAAUUUCUGAACAGAGUACAAGCCUCAAAUCCGAAGUGAUACAUAACACAUGUGGAACGUCACAGCUGAGUCAAGAUACAGAUGUAAUGGAAGACCCUAUACACCUUCAAUGUGUAUUGCUUACUGAAGAGAGAGCUCCGGUAGUUCAUUGUGUCAAUAAGGAGGUAACCUCCAAUGCUGUCAUUUCCUUUGUUUCCGAUAUCCCAACGACAAUUAAACAGCCAUCAAAGAAUAUUGCUGGCAAAAGAAACAAGUUGAAACAUAGACAAGGUGCAAAGCCAAAGAUAAGUGAAGAUACAAUACUAAUGGAAGGCCCUACAGCGGUCCCAUUGCAGCCCAGCCUUGAAGAUGUGGAGGGUCAGUUGUUUGUUUCAUUUAAGUCAAAGAAAGCACUCAAAAUUCAUCUUGGAGAUCAAGCUGGAGAAAGGGUUUUACAACAAAAAUCAGGAAACGCAGAAGGGGAAGUAACUCCUGAUGUAAAGAAAAGAAUUAAUGCUCUCGAAAAGCACCUUUUAGGCGACUUAAAAAUAAUGAGGCACAGACAGGUCAUCCACCCAGUGCUGCAAGCAGUCGGCCUGAAGUUGAACCUGCUGAAUCAUUCUCUAGCCAUAGAUCUGCAGUAUCUGGGUGUUUGCUUGCCUAUUCCUUUACCUGCUGUCUUGCCAGAUGAAAGCUCAGGAAGUUGCUCAUCACAGUUUUCCUUUGUUUCUAGGACAGGAAAAACAACUGAUUUGACUAAAAUUAAAGGAUGGAAAGAUAAGUUUGCCACCACGAACUCUUCAUCUUUUCCUGGAGAUGCUGGGCAAAAGAACCUCUCUGCUUUCUGUAGUGACAUGCUUGAUGAGUACUUGGAAAGUGAAGGCAGGCUUAUUGAUGAGAGAGUAACCAGCUUUUCACAGGCUUCUCAGUUCAGUCCGGUGGCCUACGAGAUGCCCACCAAAAGCACAAGCUAUGUUCGUACUUUGGACAGUGUUUUAAAAAAACAGACUCCUCCAGCGGACACCUUCAAGUCUUCCACUGCAACAAAAAGCACUCCUAAAAAAUGGAAAAACAAGAAGGUUGUCAUGUCACAGGAAAAAUCAAAGAAAUCUGCUGCCAAAAAGCCAUCAGACAACAAAGACAAGCAGUUGGCCACAAAUGUAAAGGAAAGCUCUUUAAAGAAAUCUGCUAGGUCUGCUACAAAAUCAGCAUCCAGUGAGUCAUCAGCUGGUUAUAGCUUGUCGCAAAACGAAGAAUCUGACAAAAUCAAAACAAAGACAGGAUCCAAGACCUCACAAGCUUCUGCACAGCUUAUUGAAAAGCCUGUCGAGGGUAGCUCCUCUGUGGCUCCCUUGGUACAGAACUCUUCUAGCACCCAUGGUUCAAGCCUGGCUGGAGGGCGCAGGUUAAUGCUGAACAAAACUCUGGUUAAACUUAUGGACAUAGAGGAUGGUGCUGUCUGGGAGGGGAGACAUCGUACCUACAUCACUGAGGAACGGGCAGCCAUUGCUCUAUCCUGCCUCAUUACAGCAGAGGGUCCAAUGGAAAAAAGCUCCUCUACCAUCAUAAAAAGACGUGCACCUCCAUGUCUCAAUGACUUUUGUCGGUUGGGGUGUGUUUGUGCUAGUCUGAGUCAUCAGAGGCGACAGCAUCAUUGCCACAAAUUUCAGUGCAUGUUGCGUUGUAACUGCCUUCGACAUAAAGUCCUUUUGAAAAGUCCUGCAACAGAUAAAGUUUCAAACGAUUUGCCCUUACAGCUAAAUAAUUCCAAGAAAAAGGAAAAGAAACUAAAGAAGAGUAAAAAGCGGAUGUCCUACAUUCUAUUCGAACCUGAAGGAGCACCUGAGCCGGCUGCACAUGUGAAAAAAUUAUGGGACCAAAACUGUGACUCGGAUUCAGAUAGACUUUUCAGUCCCUCUACUACCAGGCCUUUAGAUCUUCCACUGUUAUCACCAGAGCAGCAGCAAAAUGUGGAAAGCAUUUCUCAUCCUGUACUUAGUAAAAUCGAAAAAGAUUUGAGAAUUGUUGAAGAUCAAGAAAGCUGGCAGGACUGUGCCCGUGUGAGGCCAUUUUACUGGAAAAAACUAUCUUCUAGACAAACAGGCAUGAAGGACGACUCUUCAAAGCUAAGUUCACACCAUUUGCUACAAGAAAAGGAAGAAGGAAGGCCAUCCACCCAGUCUGGUUCUGCCAAACGACUAGAAAUUGUGUCCAAAUGCAGCUUGGCAACUGAAGGCAACACAGAAAACAUCCUGCACACAUUGUGUGAGCAUAUGACACAGGAUCGUCUGGACCAUCCCUUCUGGAUUGGCAAGUUCCAAAUCAAACUCAUAUCAAAGACUUUAUCCAAGGAGACAAAAGAAGGGUCCACUAUCACGUACAGAGUAGCCAUCUGCCAGCCUAAGCUUAAGGAAAGUGAAGAGCAGAUUAUGGAUAAGAGGACAAAGCAGUUGGAAGCCCAGUUGAUUAAUACCAUAGGGAAAAGCAAGGUGAAAGGCCUUCCCCUUCUCUCUAUGGUCACUCCUGCCGGUUUGCUACAAGCUAAGAAAAAAACUCCUGGUGCCUCUGGCCAAAUAUUGGUUAAUGGAAAACCAUAUCCACAAGCCAAGCUUGAACUGGGCAAGAUGGGGGCUUUGCACCCAGCCAACAGACUAGCUGCUUACAUCACAGGGAGAGCAUGCCCUGCUAACAAACCUGCCACUAAGGUCUUAGUCACAGCUGCUCCUACACCAAUUACUACUACCCCCACCAGUGUGCCAACAACAACAUCUGUUACCACUACACUUUCUUCUACUGUUAUAUCAGUUGUGCCCACAGUGACCAAACCUCUGUUGGGAGCAGAUUUUGCCCAGGCUGUGUUUAACCAGGUUAAUUCCCAGCAGCCGAAGCUGCCCAGCGAAAGUACACCACCAUUGCAGAAUCAAAUUAAAAAUAUUAUUAACCCUCCUUCACUGGUGACUGGAGCCACUGUGGUCUCAGUUUCCCCUACCACAACUCCAAAAGCAAUAAUAGAUGCUGGGUCUUCAUCAGUCAACACAGGUGCCAAGUCAUCACUGGGAACAGACAAUGCCCAGAUUGUGAUAAAUUCCCAGAAGCAAACGCUACCUGGCAGUAGUGCACCUCUGUUGCAGAGCACAAUUAAAAAGGUCAUCAUACCUUCUUCUUCUGCAAUGAACAUGGCCACAGGGGUCUCAGUUUCUUCUAGCAUAUCUCCAAAAACAAAUAUGGUCUCUCAGCCAUCUGCUCUACCUGUCACUAAAGUGAUUAAGGUAAUAAUUCCCAAAUCUGGAUCAGCUAAACCAAAGGAUACGGCCACAGUCUGUGCUACUGGACCUUCUGGAGCUCUUCCUAGUGCUGGAGUCAGGUUGAUGCAGCCUGUAAAUCUGUCUACCCCACCCGUUCCUGGUCAGAAGAUGAUGGCGUUUAAAGCAGCUAAUGGAAACUUCUUGUGCCGUGAUUCUAGUGGCAAGCUAAUUCAACUAAUGCCCCUCAGCCAGUUUAAAGCCCUCAAACCUAAUUUUGUCAUGCCUAAACAAUCUUAUGUUAUCCGUUUACCAACUCCUAACACAGUCCCAUUAAGUAAGCCUGGCAGUACUGCCUUCACUACUGUCACCUCACCCACACCUUCCUCUGCUAUGCCACAAGUUCAAAAUCUGCCAUCAAUACACAGAACUGCAACAGAAAAUGUUACUUCAACCAUCACCUCAACAGUAGCUACAAAACCAGUCACCUCUCUUUCUGGCUCCAGUUGCUUGUUGUUUACAAGUCAGCCUGGAACAGUAAAAAUACUCCCAAAGUUUCUUAGUAAUACUGACACAAGUACUGUCAGAAUUGUUCCUCAAAAUGAUGAAACCACCAAAGUAGUGCAGGAUUUCAAAAUCAUUAAUUCAACUGCAUCAGAUCAAAGCUCUUUGGAUGUUCUCCCUGAUCAAGGCUUCAUCCAGCUUGCUCCCCAAAGCUGCAUAACCCAGGAGAGUCAAGAUGUUCAAAAAUCAGACGACUCCAUCCAGAUCAGCUCAAUUUCAAGUGAAGAACAAAAUAUUAAACCAUUUCAUUGCUCAAAAUCAUCCAAUGAGGUGGUUUUUGCAGACCACUCGUACACUCAUGAGACAAAAACUACCACAUCACCUGAGAAGACUGCUGAUAUGAAAGUUAGCUCUGCAUAUAACACUCUCAAACAGGAGUCAUUGGAAAUGGUUCCUAUUAAGCAGGAGCAAGAAACCAAUGUCAAAUAUGUUGUCCUAGGCACUGAGAGUGGUGGGGGAGGGAACACAGGAUCAUAUAUAGAGCAAGUGGAGAUUAAAUCAGAAUGCUCAGAAUUAACUGAAGAUUCAGAGAUGUAUGAUGAAACUGAGACUGCUGAAUUCAGUGCCGAGGAGGACCUGUGUCACACAGUCACUGGUUCUAAUAGGGAAAAAAUAAAUAUAGAGAGACAAGAUUCUUUAGAUGAUGAGCUGGUUGAUAUAGAAACGAUUAAGGAAGGGCCUAAAGAAUUCACAACAACUCUUGAAAUGACGCGGCAAGUAAGCCAUCAAGAUGACUCUUCAUCAGAGGAGAGUGAAAAUGAAAAAUCAGACAUUAUGAAAUUUAGAAGGCAGAAGGUGAAGAAAGAAAGAAAGCGACGAAGUGCUUUGAAAAAUAGCUUUGACAAGCUGAUGCAAACUCUCUAUGUUGAAGAUCCUAAAAUUCCCAACAUAAAGUUGCUAAAACUGGCACUUAAAGAGAUUAGGUCUCUUAAUCAACAAAGAGAUGACCUGCAGAAAAUGCAGAACAAGAUGCAAGAGAAAAGAUCACACUUUCUUGAUAAAGCAUCCCGCUUAUCAGGAAAGUCUGAGGAGUCCAUCCAUAAGAAGUUGAAUGAACUCAUUGCUAAAGGGAAAUCUCUGGGAAUCGAAGACAAAUCAAAUUAUGUCAGUCUUCCAAAAUCUACACCGAGGGAUCAGAACUUCACACAAGCAGAUCUUAGUAUCAGCACACAGAAAAGUGUGCAAUCCCAGCAAAUAAGAAAAGAUGAUUCACUUGGACCCACUCAGUCAGCCAGUACCUUAAGUGUUAUGAAUUCAUCAACUUUUAAUCCAACAACACAGCUACAAAACAAUCUUCCAUUAGCUAAACCAGUUGAAGCACAACGUGAAAGAACAAGGCCCAACAUUCUGUCUCGCAGAAUACCUGAGACCAAGGUUUCAGAGCAAGUAAUUGUUCCUCAAGUGAUUCCACUGGGGAUUACUUCCAAUCCCAUUAUUCCAUCCAGUCAGAUAAUUCUUAUAAACAACCCUAUUCAGCCUAUUAACAACCAACCAACCACACCAGGGGUUGCAGCUGUCUCAAUAUCCGUUCCUUAUUUUGCUCAUCCGAUACGUGUGGAGAAUCCACACGUUUUUCAGCCACAAGUUAAGCCCACCGACAGCCCUCUUAACAGCACCACACCAGUUAAAAACUUAAACCUCCCUAAGAUUGCCAGAGUGGUUUCUUUGGUAGCACCGAAAGAUCCGGUCAACCCAUCUUCCGCUGUUUUGCAAAACACAGAAAUUCCAGUUGGAGACCAGACACAGACAACAAGUAAUCCAGCACCUAUACAGGCACAGCAGAAUGCCCCUUUUAUUGAAGCACACCUGGACCAACUGCCUUCAAAUGUUGUACCUAAAAAACUUGAGCAAAGUACAGUUGAUGCUUUAACUAAACCAAAAGAAGGAAGUAGCACUCCUAACAGUGAGCAAGAAAAUGAAAGUCUGAUGUCGCUGCUUGAUGAGCUUGUUUUUCUUAACCAGCAGAUGAACAAUGAGACAUUAAAGCCGGAGGAAGAACCUCAGAGAUCUACUGAGGCGAAAGAUCCAAUGACAAGCCAGCUUACUGAAAAAGAUGUGAACUUAGAUGAAUGCUCUCUCAGCCCUCUGUUCCUCAAACUAGAUGAGGAUCUUACAUCUAUCUCAAAGGAUGAGGAAACAAGUAAUAUCCCAUCUAAAGUUAAUGAACAUGACUUCCCUUGUAAUUUAAUACAAUCAGAACCAGCAGAAAGUAGCAGUAAUUUUCAAGUCCCAGCAUGUAAUGUUAAACCAAAUCCAUCUCCACCCCCUCUGCUUCAGAUGAAAGUUGGAGGGACUACCAGCAUGGACUCUAUGAAAAACCAGGCAAAUGUAUCAUGGCGGCCCAUGCCUAAGCUUGCUCCUUUGGGGCUAAAGACUCUGGAAGCAGGGAAACCUAAAGCUACCAGUCUUCAUGUCCAUAAAACUCAUUGAAAUAUUAACUAGUCUUCAUAGUCUUCAUGUAUAGUGACCACAUGAUCAGGGAAGUUUGCUGUGUCAUCAUUGUAUAUUAGUAUAUAGUUUUGUAACAUAGGACUGCUAUUUAUUUGUUUUUAAUACAUUUCAUAUUCCUUCUUCAUCAAGAACUACAUAAUGUGCCUUUAUUAAAUCCAAAGCUUUUAUCUCGUAUUUUGUAGGAGCAGAAUAAGGAGGUGUGCUUUGGUUAGAUGGGUGUCUUUAAAAUGUUCUGUUCUUUAUUUUUUAAAGGUGUCAAUAGUUUAAUGAAAUUACCAAUCUGCGCAUAGUUUUGUAUAUAAUAAUGUAAAGUUUGUUAUCUGUUGAUACAAAUAAUUUGGAAAAAAUGAUUGAGUUUCAAUUGUAAAUGUCUAACACUGAUAUAGGACCAUGACAUUUAACCCACUGUAUGUAAAUAAAAACAGCAAAAAUACAGUGCAUGCUA